GCAAGUUGGAUCCGCGCACCGGAGCGCUCGGUGGAAACAAGUGUUUACCUGAUUGCCGCCGCUGCAAGGAUUCAUCUUGUUUACAAAGAUAGCUUAAAACACUGCUGAGCGGGGAAGGCGAGCCUCAUGAGUCGGCCUCGUGGAUUGCAUCGACAUAAUGGAUUUAACUAAAAUGGGUAUGAUCCAGCUCCAGAACCCCAACCACCCCACUGCCCUGCUGCAGAAGGCCAACCAGAUGCGUCUGGCCGGGACUCUGUGUGACGUGGUCAUCAUGGUAGACAGUCAGGAGUUCCACGCUCACCGGACUGUGCUAGCCUGCACCAGCAAAAUGUUCGAGAUCCUCUUCCACCGCAACAGCCAGCAUUACACCCUGGACUUUCUUUCACCAAAGACUUUUCAGCAGAUUUUGGAGUAUGCUUACACUGCCACGCUACAGGCCAAGGUGGAGGACUUGGAUGACCUCCUGUAUGCAGCGGAGAUCCUGGAGAUUGAGUAUUUGGAAGAGCAAUGUCUCAAGAUCCUGGAAACGAUCCAGUCCUCGGAUGAGAACGACGUCGAGGUAAAUGCUAAUGACGGAAGCACAGAGGAGGAUGAAGAGCGCAAAGGCCACAACGGAGCCAAGAACUCAAAACAGCAUUCCAUGGUGAGCCCCUAUCUGUCAGGUGCCCAGCAAGUCUCCAUGUCUGGGAUGGUGGACCAGAGUCCCUCGGUGUCCACCUCCUUCAGCGUCUCCACCCUGAGUCCCACCAAAGCUGCUGUGGACAGCCUGAUGAGCAUCGGCCAGUCUCUGCUUCAGCAGGGCUUUGGUGCCGAACAACUCGUCCAUGGCAACUCCCACCACCUGAUGACUGAGAUCAAGACUGAAAUGAUGCAAGUGGACAUGGGUGGCAAUGACAGCCCUCAGAACAUGGAGUCCAGCGCCUCCAGCAAUGGAGAGCGCAGCGGGGAGGACAGGAACCGAGAUGGUCCCGGCACACCGACCAGGAGCAGCGUGAUCACCAGUGCCCGCGAGCUGCACUACGUCCGCGAUGAUGGCAUGGGCGACCAUCAAGCUGAAGUCAGUCAGAUGGGGUUGGAGGCGAUGGCUGGAAUGACAGAGAAACAUCUGGCCUCGCUGUACGCCCUACCUGUCAAUCACAAAUCAGAUGCCAUCAUGUCCAUGCCGGCGUCCAUGGCCUCCGCUCUCCCCAUGUCCCCAGCCCUGGCUAUGUCUAUGGACUUCAGUGCCUACGGGGGCCUCCUGCCUCAGAGCUUCAUCCAGAGAGAAUUCUUCAGCAAGCUCGGGGAGCUGGCAGUGGGCAUGAAACCAGACGGCAGGAACCAGCACGAACGUUGCAAUGUUUGCGGUGCAGAGCUGCCAGAUAACGAAGCUGUGGAGCAGCACAGGAAGAUGCACAGUGGAAUGAAGACCUACGGCUGUGAGCUGUGUGGGAAGAGCUUCCUCGACAGCCUCCGUCUACGGAUGCAUUUGCUGUCUCAUUCAGCUGGUGAGAAGGCCAUCGUUUGUGACCAGUGUGGCGCCCAGUUCCAGACAGAGGAAUCCCUGGAGGCUCACCGACAGAUCCACACCGCGUCUUCCUGUUCUGUCUUAUCACUUCAGAGGGGCCAUCGUUACACUGACUCACCUUUCAGGGUUCUUCCCUGUAGCAGGAUUUCCUAA
This is a messenger RNA of Paralichthys olivaceus (Japanese flounder), 1660 nucleotides long. NCBI's taxonomy places the organism in Eukaryota, Metazoa, Chordata, Actinopteri, Pleuronectiformes, Paralichthyidae. The record is from RefSeq and is a predicted model, not a curated record.